Notolabrus celidotus (New Zealand spotty) is the source of this 1069-nucleotide messenger RNA. RefSeq names its product RAB32b, member RAS oncogene family (gene rab32b). NCBI's taxonomy places the organism in Eukaryota, Metazoa, Chordata, Actinopteri, Labriformes, Labridae. Gene Ontology annotation, biological process: phagosome-lysosome fusion; endosome to lysosome transport. Bases 44 to 700 code for a protein of 218 amino acids. Gene Ontology annotation, molecular function: GTPase activity; GTP binding. Gene Ontology annotation, cellular component: lysosome; late endosome; phagocytic vesicle. The record is from RefSeq and is a predicted model, not a curated record. The transcript is spliced from 3 exons.
CUAGCUUGGGACAAAGAUUACACCUGUGCCUGUCAGCCAUAACAUGGCAGGGAGCUCUGUGACAUUAUGCACAGACAAGCUGUUUAAAGUUUUAGUCAUUGGGGAUUUAGGUGUUGGAAAGAGCAGCAUUAUCUUGCGCUAUGUUAAUAAACGCUUUGAUGAAGGAUACAAAUCAUCUAUUGGAGUGGACUUUGCUCUGAAAACAAUCGAAUGGGAUCGCAAUACAUUGGUGAGACUGCAGCUUUGGGAUAUUGCAGGUCAGGAGAGGUUUAAGAAGAUGUCCAGAGUGUACUACAAAGGUGCGUUUGGAGCCCUGGUGACCUUUGAUGUUACAAAAAGCUCCACCUUGGAGGCCGCCUCAGAGUGGAAACAGGACCUCGAUAGCAAAGUGUGUUUGGACAGCGGACGUCCGAUCCCCGCCAUCCUGCUGGCUAACAAAUGUGACGUGGAAGGAAGAGACGCAGACGUGGUGUCCUCCUUGGACGACUUCUGUAAAGAGAACGGCUUCAUGGGCUGGUUUGAGACCUCUGCAAAGGAAAAUAUAAAUAUUGAUGAGGCAGGUGCCUUCCUUGUCAAACAAAUGAUGAUCUGCGAUGCUGGCCUGUACAUUGAAAAGGACAACAAGGACGAGAUCAAAGUGAGUCAACCUCCCGGGGAGAGUCAGAGCCAGACAUUGUGCUGCUGGAGACCACAGCUUUGAGAGAAAGAGACAAUCAACAUCAGAUAAACGCUUCAUAUUUUUAUAUUUCCGCCCUGCCAUAUUACCCACUUAUGUGUGGACCGUGUGGGCUGCCUCAUAAACACCUCUGCUGAGAAGAUCAGGCUCUCUGAUAGUCCAAUGACACUGUCAGGCUAAUAAAGAGAUCAGCAUGACACACACCCUGCUGGGAGAGGCUGUGACACUCCCUCAGAUGCUAAGACUUGCUUGUGAUUGACCGACUAUAAUGAGACAAGAGACUAUGAAACCCUCAACACCACCUAUUUCUAAAACUCAACAACAGCCACAGAAAGAAAGAAAUGCACAAAGAUGUCUGUCUGUAUACAAUCUGUGAAAUAUUCCCCAUUAAAU